GUGGCGGCGGGUUUGAGGUGCGGCGGGAGCCGGGACCGGGGACGCUGACAGGGACACGGACACCGACGCGGACACCGACAGGGACGGCGACACGAGUCGCCGGAGCUUGGGUCACUGCCGCCAGGCUCCGGACGGCAUUUAACAGCAUAGUUGUUGGAAACAAGAAUCUGGUCAAUAUGAGCUGGGCUGUGGAGGAAUGGAAAGAAGGCCUCUCCCCCAGAGUCCUUCAGAAGAUCCAUGAGCUGGAAAGUCAAGUCGAUAAGCUUAAAAAGGAGCGCCAGCAAAGACAAUACCAGUUAGAGACUUUGGAGGCAGCUUUGCAAAAACAGAAACAAAAGGUUGAAAAUGAAAAAAAUGAGUCUGCAAUACUAAAAAGAGAAAACCAGAGCUUGAUGGAAUUGUGUGAUAAUCUUGAGAAAGCAAAGCAGAAAAUUUCACAUGAUCUUCAAGUAAAAGAAUCUCAGGUCAACAUUCAGUCAGGUCAGCUGAAUUCCAGCAAGAAAGACAUUGAAAGGCUAGAACAAGAACUGAAAAGAUACAAAUGUGAGCUAGAGAGGAGUCAGCAAACAUCGACUGCAGGAGAUGUAUCACUCAGUGGCACUCCACAGCAAAGUUUUACUGCUCCUUUAACACCAGUUCAAAGUAAUAAUGGUGCUAAGUUUGAAGAGCUAGAAGAAAAAUACAAGAAAAAAGUACAAGAAAAUAAAGAACUAGAAUUACAGCUGAGAACCAUCCAGCUUAAGAAAAUAAAUCAGCCUCAUUCUCAAAGCUCUCUGAGUCACAGAGAGAUUGCUCGGCAUCAGGCUUCCUCAUCUGUGUUUUCAUGGCAACAAGAAAAGACACCAUCUAGAAAUCGAGAAACACCUGCAAGGGGAAGUUCUGCAGCAUCCUCUUUUCUAGGGGAAAAAGAAACGAAUUCUAGUAUAAUAUCAGAGAAGAAUGAGUUUGACAACAGCUUUUUUGAGAAUUGUAAUUCUUCGCUCGUGAUUCAGCUAAAAGCACAGAACCAAGAGCUAAAUUCCACUAUUAAAGACCUUGAACAACAACUGCAAGCUCAAGAAAAAGUGAACAGAUCCCAUGUGAAUAAACAUCAAGAGACUGAACUGGAGCUGGACAGAAUGAAGUUAGAAUUAACAGAGAAGGAUAAAGCUCUGAACAAAACCAGAGAUAAACUGACUCAAAUGAGAACACAACUGGAUCAAGCUACCACACAGGUCCAAAUGAUGGAGCAAAAGGUGAAAAGAUUGUCAGAAGAACUGAACUGCCAAAGACAAAAUGCUGAGAGUGUUUGUCAGUCUUUAGAACAGAAAAUAAAGGCAAAGGAAAAGGAAUACCAACAG
This is a messenger RNA of Lepidothrix coronata (blue-crowned manakin), 1340 nucleotides long. Its product is annotated as centromere protein F-like. The transcript is spliced from 8 exons. Gene Ontology annotation, molecular function: microtubule binding; dynein complex binding. The record is from RefSeq and is a predicted model, not a curated record. Gene Ontology annotation, biological process: regulation of G2/M transition of mitotic cell cycle; mitotic cell cycle; metaphase chromosome alignment. Lineage: Eukaryota; Metazoa; Chordata; Aves; Passeriformes; Pipridae. The annotation marks the transcript as partial. Gene Ontology annotation, cellular component: chromosome, centromeric region; spindle pole; nucleus.